Molecule: messenger RNA, 1884 nt
Organism: Zychaea mexicana
Lineage: Eukaryota; Fungi; Mucoromycota; Mucoromycetes; Mucorales; Lichtheimiaceae
Product: dipeptidyl peptidase IV N-terminal region-domain-containing protein
Exons: 8
Coding region: 1-1884 (627 amino acids)
Biological process (GO): proteolysis
Molecular function (GO): dipeptidyl-peptidase activity; serine-type endopeptidase activity
Source: RefSeq, a predicted model, not a curated record
AUGCAAAAUCACGUGGAUUUCGAUGACUUAUACAACGAUUCGUUUGUUCCUAAGCGCCCUCAUCUAGAAUGGGUGAAAAAUGAUCCACGUGAUGGUGUAUUUACGUUCACCGAUCCUACAACGAAGGAUAUUUUGUCCGAAUCCGUCCAAGAUGGAGAAACAAAAGUUUUGGUGAAAAUAUCAGAUUUGCAAUGGCGACAUUCUACGCGAUCCAACAUUUAUGUAUACAAAGUCAGUGACAAAUCGCUUGCACCGUUGACCGAUGACUCUACAGUUGAUCUCGAGUAUCCAAAAAUAUCCUAUGCCACUUGGAGCCCGACAGGUCAUCAAGUGGUUUUUGUCAUGGAAAAUGACUUGUACGUCUCCGAUCUUAAAGAUGUCCACCGCAUUACGUUUGACGGCUCGCGUACUGUGUUUAAUGGUGUUCCUGAUUGGGUAUAUGAAGAGGAAGUGUUCGGCAAGGACUUUACAGUAUGGUGGUCUCCUGAUUCGACCCAUAUUGCGUACUUGCGCUUCAAUGAAACCGAAGUGCCCGAAUACCACAUGCCGUUGUAUACCGCGUCCAACUCGAGCUACCCGGAAGAAAUGACCAUCAAGUAUCCAAAGGCUGGAUCGCCCAAUCCUCUCGUCUCGCUUCAUAUUCACUCGUUGCUCGACGAUACUUCUAUCAUGAUCACCAAAAACGCUACCACAGGCUCUACAAUUCAGACUGUUGGCAAAUAUAAAGAUUUUGAAGACGAUGACCGGUUAAUAAUCGAUGUGGCCUGGGCUACCUCGGAUCAUAGCCACCUCUUAUUCAAGCAGACAAACCGCGUUCAAGACCACGAAAUCACCAGCUUGGUUACUAUCGGCAAAUCGCUUCCAGACUCUAAGGUUGAGCUUGCACGCCAAUACCAACCAACGGACGGCGGCUGGAUCGAUGUUGGUCAGUCCAUGGUGUAUGUACCUAGCUCCAAGGCCAAAAAGACGCCUGUGCGAUAUAUUGACAUUGCAGACGACGGUGCUGGCUACAUGCACUUGGCGAUUUUUGCUGCUGGUGAUGGUAAACAUCAUAACCCCGUAUGGUUGACUUCUGGAGAAUGGGAGGUGGAGCCUGAAUCCGUCGUUAUGGAUACUGAGCGAAAGCUUUUACACUUUGUGUCAACGGAACGGUCACCUUUGGAGCGUCACUUGUACACUAUCUCAUUCAAAAGUGACGAUCCAGCAUCCACCAAAGAGUGCUUGACGUGUCCUGAAGAACCAGAAGAACACGGUUAUUACAGUGCUUCGUUCUCACCAAAGGCGGGUUACUAUGUUCUCAACUACGAAGGCCCUGAAAUUCCUACUACUGUUGUAAAAAAUGUGGACAACAGCACCUUUGAACUAGUUUUGGAAAACAAUAAUGCACUACGUGCUUUAUUGAGUGAUUACGACCUUCCACGAUCGCGAAUAAUCAAUGUCAAGAGCGGUGGUAUCGAUAUGAACGCUAUUGAGCGCUUGCCGCCGAAUUUCAAUGUUCUCGAAAAGUACCCUGUAUUGUUCCAUGUAUAUGGAGGUCCUGGCUCACAGACGGUUUCAUAUCGAUUCGAACUCGGAUGGCACACUUUCCUAGCAAGCAAGCUGCAAUACAUUGUUGUAACGGUCGAUGGACGAGGUACGGGAUAUCGUGGUCGAGAAUAUCGAAUGUGUGUCCGUAAGCGUUUAGGCGAACUAGAAGUGAUUGAUCAAGUGAAUGCCGCGAAGCAUUGGGCCGAGUUGGAAUACGUGGACCCAUCGCGUAUUGGUAUCUGGGGCUGGUCGUAUGGUGGUUACAUGGCCUCAAAAGUGAUUGAGUCUAAUGACGGUGUUUUCUCUACUGGCAUGUCUGUGGCACCUGUCACCGACUGGCGCUACUAUGGUAAGUGA